This is a messenger RNA of Sphaeroforma arctica JP610, 153 nucleotides long. RefSeq lists its product as hypothetical. Lineage: Eukaryota; Ichthyosporea; Ichthyophonida. The record is from RefSeq and is a predicted model, not a curated record. The coding region runs from base 1 to 153 and encodes 50 amino acids. The transcript has 2 exons.
AUGAAGCAACUUAAACGGCCACUAAAGGGUCCAAGCACAGCUAAAUAUUACCCUGACCACAUAGAACACUUCGAAAAGGCCACCUUGGAGAUGAAGCGAGAUCUGAUGUUCACAGAUGAGUCAGAGGCAAAUACCAUAUUGCACUUCUGUUGA